UGUUGCAGCUCCUGAAUCCUGCUUUUUUUUAAGUCUUUUUUAAUAUUUACACACAAAAAUACAAAAUUUAAAUAUCACUAGUUAUGUGGCAUGCAAUAAAAACAACGGAAGAAAAUUAUUUCUUCAAAUGUUCCUCUCAAGAAGAAAACAGUAUAACGUAUUAUUUAUAUGAUCUCAAAGAAGUUUGGUCAGAAAAAUGUUCCAUCACCGAGAUUAUUCAACGAUCAAAGAACUUGAACAAACGCAUCUGUUAUGACAGUGAAACUGUGGUUGCAACUCUAAGAUCUGGCAAACCAUCUAGUGUCUCCAUAGAAUCUACAGAUUAUGGUCGAAAUGUGAUUUUGAAGUAUCACAUCAUGGAGCGACCUUUUAACUUCGAAUGGAAUCUCACACCAUUGCAUGCUGAUGAAUUCCAGAAGCUUAUCACGAAUCCCCUAUUCCUAUCAAUUCACUAUUUGGCGGAACAAAUCAAAGAACUAAAGAAAAUAAUUAACAAAAAAGACGUUGAAAUAAAGCAGUAUAUUGCAGAAGGAGCUGUCUUGCAAAGGAAAACCGUAGCAACAGAAGAAUUCAAUGAAGAAGCAUUUAACCGGCCUUUUUCACAAGUCGAUGAAGUGUCAAGAGGCUUCUUGGAAAUAUCUGAGAGUAUUAAAGGACAUUUUCCUCUCGCCGAAAUUAAAGUCAUUGUAACAGAAAAUAACAAAGAAAAAACAAAUCGGCUUACGACAUUUGUUUCCAGAGACAAAACCAAAAAAAGUCCUAACAAGAAAAGAAAACUCUUCGAAAGUCGCAAUCUUAAAAUGUCCAAAAUAGCAAAAUCGAAGCAAAAAGAAUCAUUGGAAUAUGAGUCUAGUCAGAGUCAAAGCUUGAGCCAAACGCCACCGCCGUUGCCUUCGCCACCGUCGCCUCAAGAUGAUGUAUUAGCUGGAAUUUUUCAAUCGUUAAACGAAUUGAAUGCCAAGCGUCUAGCUUCGAGUUUAGAAGUAGAAAAGCAUGAUUCUCUUUAAAUUCUAUGUUAUUUGUGAUAAAUGUACAUUAUGUAUGUAAUUAUAAGCUCUAAUUCAAAUUUAAUAUAUUGCAAGUUAAUAAAUUUUGGUAUAUGUAUAUUUUUCCACAAAAA
Messenger RNA from Eupeodes corollae, 1120 nucleotides. Its product is annotated as non-homologous end-joining factor 1-like. The transcript is spliced from 5 exons. NCBI's taxonomy places the organism in Eukaryota, Metazoa, Arthropoda, Insecta, Diptera, Syrphidae. Bases 84 to 1007 code for a protein of 307 amino acids. Gene Ontology annotation, cellular component: nucleus; DNA ligase IV complex. Gene Ontology annotation, molecular function: DNA end binding. The record is from RefSeq and is a predicted model, not a curated record. Gene Ontology annotation, biological process: double-strand break repair via nonhomologous end joining.